Messenger RNA from Hemibagrus wyckioides, 586 nucleotides. RefSeq names its product somatostatin 1, tandem duplicate 2 (gene sst1.2). NCBI's taxonomy places the organism in Eukaryota, Metazoa, Chordata, Actinopteri, Siluriformes, Bagridae. Gene Ontology annotation, molecular function: hormone activity. The coding region runs from base 45 to 401 and encodes 118 amino acids. Gene Ontology annotation, biological process: regulation of cell migration. Gene Ontology annotation, cellular component: extracellular region. The record is from RefSeq and is a predicted model, not a curated record. The transcript is spliced from 2 exons.
UUCAGAGCUGUGUAGUGCACAAUCCAAGCUUAACAGAGACGGAGAUGAGGACGUGUGUGAUGCGGUGUUGUCUGACCCUGCUGGGUUUGUCUGUGGCGCUGGGUGGUUACGGCGUCUCAUCUCAGCCGGACCUGGAUCUGAGACACCGCAGACUUCUGCAGAGAGUUUAUGACCUCGGCCUGGCUGCACAGGAGUGGACUAAGAAUGAUCUGAAGGACAUUCUAUCCCAGCUCACCCUGCCAGAGUCAGAGUUUCAGGAGAGUGACAUUUCAACUCUGGGGACAAAACAAGACCUGACGGUGGAAUUAGAGCGAUCUGCAGAGGAGCCCAACAGCCUCCCACCUCGAGAGCGAAAAGCAGGAUGCAAGAACUUCUACUGGAAAGGAUUCACUUCCUGCUGAGGUUCUGCCGCUCUAGUCAAAUGAACCCAACCCUGGCCACUCCCGGGUCGCUGCUGCUGAUUGACCCCGCCCUCGCCUGUGAGGUCCAAUCAGUCGCUGGUUUCUAUCAUUUAAUCAUAUCGAUCAGAUUCAACUGUAAGUUUGUGAUUGAGAAGAAAUAAAGAUGAAUGCUGCAUUUGAUUUUA